Ailuropoda melanoleuca (giant panda) is the source of this 550-nucleotide messenger RNA. Its product is annotated as epididymal-specific lipocalin-8-like. The transcript has 5 exons. NCBI's taxonomy places the organism in Eukaryota, Metazoa, Chordata, Mammalia, Carnivora, Ursidae. Gene Ontology annotation, molecular function: small molecule binding. The record is from RefSeq and is a predicted model, not a curated record. The annotation marks the transcript as partial.
AUUGCAGGAUUCUGGCGGGAAGUUGGUGUGGCCUCCAGCCAAAACUUGGCACUGAAGACCCCAAAGAGGCUGGAAGCCUUGUUCCUGACCUUAGGUGGACAUGAGCUGAUCAUGAAGGCUUCAUAUAACAGCUCAGGCAGUUGUGAGACAGAAAAAAUAGUGAGCUCAGAAAUAGAUGUUUCGGGGACAUUCAUUUUUCCUGGCCACAGGGAGAUCCACGUGAUAGACACGGACUAUGAGCAGUAUGCCAUUUUGAGGCUGUCCCUCCUUUGGCAAGGCAAGGACUUCCAUGUGCUCAAAUACUUCACGCGGAGCCUGGAGGACGAGUAUGGACCAGGCUUCUGGAGAUUCCGCGAGUUGAUGGCAGACAUAGGGCUUUACCUGGUGGCCCGGCAUGGGAGGUGUGCCAAGCUCCUAAAGGAGGUGAGCUUUGCCCCGGACCACGCUGCCCCCCAAGAUGAGUCUCCUGAACUCACAGGGGCCCUGAAUCACUCUGGAUCCGGGGGCCUCCGGGGUGCAGACACCAGGCUGCCAGAGGGGGACCCCGGAG